Vigna unguiculata (cowpea) is the source of this 1185-nucleotide messenger RNA. Its product is annotated as mediator of RNA polymerase II transcription subunit 10b-like. The record is from RefSeq and is a predicted model, not a curated record. Gene Ontology annotation, biological process: positive regulation of transcription by RNA polymerase II. Gene Ontology annotation, cellular component: mediator complex. Gene Ontology annotation, molecular function: transcription coregulator activity. NCBI's taxonomy places the organism in Eukaryota, Viridiplantae, Streptophyta, Magnoliopsida, Fabales, Fabaceae.
CUUGGAGAGGUUUAAUUUUUCAAACUACCUUUCGAUGUAAGUUACGAAGUAGGAUCUUAGGCAUGUCUGUGUUGGAAACUCAAAUGGAAUGGAAGAAUUCGAGUUUAGGCAAAGUGGGUAUUAUUUUGAAGGCUAAGCAUAAGGAUUGAGCGAUCUGGGUUUUCAAAUUGACCCUGUUGUAGUCUUCCCUAGCCUGUGUUGGGUCACCCACAUGGGUUGGUGGAGUAAGUUACUUUAAAGCUUCCACCUUGUGAUGCUUUUUAUGAGAAGUGAACAAGUUGAGGAGGAAAAACUCUAGUUCUCUCUCAAGCUUUCUUCACUUCCUGAACUUGUCGUGUCGUGUCUGGCUUUGGCCAUCAUCAAAGUCAAGUCUUCUUCACGAAAAUACACAUGGAUUCAUCACAAAGCACAGCUCUAGGGGGGAAUGGUGGAAGUGGUGGAAAUGGGACAUUGGUUUCUCAAACUAAUGAUAUGACAGCUUCUGCAGCCGGAGCUGAUGAUUCUAUGCAGAAGUUGAGCCAGGUCAGCAACUCAAUUCAGAAAACCUUGGGCCUUAUUCAUCAGCUUUACCUCACAGUUUCUACCUUCAAUGCUGCCUUUCAAAUGCCUCUACUCCAGCGCAUGUAUUUUAUUCUGAUCCUUUUCCUUAAUGGCCUUGUUGUAGAGCUUGACAACAUGGUUAAAUUGGCAGAGAAAUGCAACAUUCAGGUUCCCAUGGAGGUUGUUAAUCUAAUUGAUGAUGGAAAGAAUCCAGAUGAAUUUACCAAAGAUGUUAUAAACAGCUGUAUUGCAAAGAAUCAGAUCACCAAAGGAAAAACUGAUGCCUUAAAGAGUUUGCGUAAAAAUCUUUUGGAGGAAUUGGAGCAGAACUUUCCUGAUGAGGUUGAAACUUUUAGAGAGAGUCGUGCUGCUGCAGCUGCUGAAUUGAAACGUCAGGCACAAGCUCAAAGUGCCCUGCCAAAUGGAGAUGUGAGGGUUAAAUCAGAGCAUUGAGUGACAUGUUUCUUGUGCCUUUUCUUGUCUGUAAAUGGACUCGGAUAUUUCUGUUUCUUUCCUAUGUUAUACAUAUGCAUUGUAUAGUGAAGUUCAUCUUUGCUUCCUUUUUAUCUAUCUGUGUCUUGGUUAAAUGUUGUAAAUUUGCUAAUUUUUGCUUACUGUUAGUUAAUUGAAUAUUAUUGCUGUUUU